Molecule: messenger RNA, 5481 nt
Organism: Sipha flava (yellow sugarcane aphid)
Lineage: Eukaryota; Metazoa; Arthropoda; Insecta; Hemiptera; Aphididae
Exons: 16
Coding region: 304-5193 (1629 amino acids)
Biological process (GO): actin filament organization
Cellular component (GO): cortical actin cytoskeleton; apical junction complex; adherens junction
Molecular function (GO): actin filament binding
Source: RefSeq, a predicted model, not a curated record
UCUUGGCCGGAACACUAACCGUACUGUCGUGUGCGGUGCGAGUGCCCGCGAGUGUCGCCACCUUUACCUUCAGUACAUCAUCGAUUUUCAGGUUUACAACAAAUUAUAAUAAUAAUAAUAUUUUUAUUUAAUAAUUAUCGUGUUCGUUCGCCGUCCGUCUCUUGUUGUAAUUAAAUAUUUAAAAUAUUAUCGUUGUUAUUCGCAGUUCGAUCUGUUAUCGCGUUUAUAGUACCGGAACAUCGUCUCGUCUCAUGUCCGGAGAAACGUCACGAAGCGAAACAUAACAGUGCGUGGUCCGUCGUCAUGUUCUCCAGCAGAACUCGGUCCAGCGUCCGGCUCAAGGAUCCCAAACAAAGAGAUGAUCCAAACGUCGGUGGUGGCGUGGGUGGUAGCGGAGGUGCGUUCACCCGCUGGCUCCGUGAGUUUAGACGCGAGACUUACAAGGUAAACACGACCAACGGUGGCGUUGGUGGUAACUGCGGUAACGGCGGUACUUACCACACGACGGCCGAGGACGGCAGGCGCAGACAUUCGUUCAACGCUCAUGACAAAAACGCUCAUCAGGCCGCUCCAAGACUUGGCGGCUCGCAUAACGCACCCGCGUCCAGGACGCCUUGCCGGCGGGCAAACAGCACUGUGGCACCAAAGUCCAGAGUACGAAACGAUGGAUCGUUCGCUAAACCCAACUGUUCUGCCGUGGCCACCAUCAGAGAAUUGUCCGGUAGUAAGGAGAAUCGUUCCAACUGCAACAACGAGAGCAGGCGCAUUAAUAGCAGUAACAGCAAUAACAACAGCAGCAGUAGCAGUAGCAACGGUGUCAAGUGCGGUCAAGUAACAGCCCGCAUGACAGAAACCUGCGACAGACACGUACCCCUCCGACACAGGGCACCGCUUCCGCCCGUAGAAGUCAAGGACACGAGUUGUGGACACGAAAAGUUUCCUUCCUGGCCGGCCACUACUACCGCGGGGACGACGACCAAAAGCAAUGGAAUGUCUGCCACGGCGGCCAGAAAGUCCUGGGCGGAAGAGCAGACGAAUAAUUACCCAAAAGAAGAACAACCACCGCCCAUCGUCAGGCCAUAUCCAAAGAGACUCUCCAAUGGGCUCUACACUCAACAAUUGAAGACAGUGAUGGAACGGUGCGAAAAGGGUAAGCCCGAACUUCUAGACCGAGUGCGCUCAAUGAGGACCAAAAGCGGUUACGUGGAAAGGCUAACGGCGGAGAAAAAUUUUUGUGUGCCAUUAUCAUUGACGACCGUGCAAGAUCCAGCGAUGGACCUUAAGUCUCAACUCACGCAAGCGCAACUGGAGAAGUAUUCCAGAGCUUAUGACGAUUCGUCGCACCGAGAAACAGACGAGUAUUCAAGCUGUUUUGAUGGUAGCGACAGCGCGUUGUCCAGUCACUUGACCAAGGAGGAACUGGAACACUACACCAGGAUUUACGAGGAAAAGUCUACGUCUCAGGUCAGUCUGACCGAGAAAGCAGUGCCUUCCCAUCAGCACCAAACUUCGUACGCUCAAAGCGAAGGGUACCACAGUUAUGUGUCUAGCACCGAUUCCACGUCGACUCCAUUUCUCGACAGGUUGAGGAGGGAAAACGAAUCCGUCGUCGUCGUGGUCGGCAAGGAUUCGGAUAAAUGCACCGCCACCGCUGCGGUGGCCACGACCCAAGGCAGGGACUCGAGCGCUAGCUCCGGUUCGUCAAGCGAAACCCUCAAGUGGCACGGAUCGAAUAGCGACCUGAGCACGGUGUCCAGCGGUGGGCACCGAGUGACCACGCAGCUGAUCGCCCACAGCGCCAAGGUUUCAGCGCCACAACGACACCACUCGGAGUCGGUGCUCAGUGUGACCGAAAGUUGGUCGUCAUCCGGCAGUGGCCAAGAGCUCACCGGCCGGCCAGCCAACCAGAGGAAUCUCAGGAAACUGUUUCCGGUCAGCACGUACACAGUGCAGCCGGCCGUAGUCAUGGACGAGAAGACUUCGCCGAAAUCUCCACCAGCACUGAGCGUAGCAGAACGUAUCAAUGAACUGGAAAAGCAACAACAACAACAACAAUGCUCCAACAAAUUUACGUAUUUCGAUCCGGAUAAGAAACACAAAGUGCCGGACCAUUCACUGAGAGCCAUACAAAAACGGGCGCUGUUAUCAUUCUACGAGAGACACCAACCAGGAUCGUCUUGGAGGUCCGAACCACAGCUGUCGCCGCCACCUAGACCUCCGCCAAUACCGUCUCGUCCGCGAUUGCCCACUCCACUCUCCAGGCGUUCGUCAAUUUCCUCCGAAUACGACACGCCGGCUACUUGGAAUGACGAUUGUUCGAAAGACGAAUGUUCGAACGACGAAGUGACUAGUGCCAAUAACCCCAAGGAACUCAAUAAAAAUCAACAUAGAAGUUCUAGUUGUGGUUCUCUUUCGACGGCGAUUCUAGGCCCCAUGGUCUUGGGACCGUCGAUAUCUAUCGACGACUGGGUGCCGGAGCUGCCGCCCAAAAAGAAGCAACUCGCCCGACAACAGACGCCCGUGACUACUGCGACGCAGACGAAACGAGAGCCGAGCCCGGACCUGCCGCCGCCGCCACCGAUGGUGGACGAAGACGAGCAUAUGUUCGUGUCGGACGAACCGUUGCCGCCACCGCCACCGGAGGCCAUCUGGCCGAAGCCCGAGUCACUGAGGAAUGACAAGUUCCUGCGCAACGGCAAGGAGAAAAGACUAGAAAGCAGUUUCAGUGCGGUCGAGGACGUGCUGAGCAAUUACCACGGACACCAUCCGCAACACCCGCACCAACACAACGCAAUGAGCGAAAAAUCAAAAUCGCUGUCGUAUAUAUUCGACAGCCACAAGGCUGUGCCACAGACUCCGGUGAAGUCGUUCGCCACCGAACUGCUGCUGCCUACGGGUGGCAAUACGGCGAACGAUUCACCGGACGACCGGCACAACGGUACUAAGGAGUUUGGCCGUUCGUCGAGCGUCCGCCGGAACAAGCUGACCAUACCGAACAAGGACUACUGCAAAUCCGAGUUCUCCGCCCGCAAGUCCGUGUUCCAGGGCGGAGCAGUGCCCAAACAAGUGGUCAUGUCCACCGUCAAGCCACCGGCGUUCAGUGCGACUACGACCACGGUCCAGAGCAAUGUGGUCAAACAUCAGAUCUGCACGCCACUGAAGAUCGCCAGGGACGCGGAUAAAAGAACCGCCACAGCCAACCGGUCACCGUCCACCGCCUCUACUAAGAACGUUGUCGCAGGACCACUCAAGUCUUCCGGCGCGUUCCCGCCGUCCCUCGAACCGAACUGCCCGCCGACGCUCUACCAACAAAGUCAGUCAAAGGCAUCGUAUUUAUCGGCGUACAAGAGAGAGCCGAGGGAACGCGAGAAAGGACUGCCAAAUUUCGAGGGGAGCUACAAAAGGACGGCAUCGCCGAACAACACCGGACGUAGCGAUGCAGCCGUAGCCGAGGAACCGCAAGAUGUGGAAAACGUGGCACCAGACGGCAGCGAUUGUAGCGGCAACCUUUUGGAGUUGGGCGGCCGUUUGCAGCAGGAUAACAACAACUCAACAACAACUAGUCAACAGCCGUCGCCCGUUAAACAGCAACCGGUGGACGUGACGACUGCGGCGGUAGUCACGUUACCACCAGCUCCUACGGUGUUAUCUGAGCGACCGAUUGUCGACCAACAACAACAGCAACAGCCGCAGCCGCAGCAACCGCAGCAACAAUCGAAAACGCUGCCGCGAUCCAACAACUCGGCCGGACAGGACUUCAAACGGUCAUCGCGGACGCCGCGCACCCAGUCCGAUCCGUCCAACAUGCCCAACAAGACGGACGCCGCGGUCAUCACCACGCUGCAGAUGAUGAUGAUGCCGCCGCCCAGACACUCGGAGUCCGUUUCCAGCCUGCACACGCAGAAACGCUCGCAGUCCGACCUGUCGCAGGUGGGCUCGACCGAGAGCGGAUACAGCAGCCUGUCGCUGAACGCUCCGUCCCCGUCGCACUCGCCCACCCGUAUGUCGUCCAGCGACUUCGGGACCGCGAUCGGCGCGCCGCCGCUUCACCACCAUCAUUCGUCAACGGCCGCCAUAAUCACAGCCGUCGGCGGUGAACUCGCGGACGAGUGCACUUCUUCCUGGCACCCAGCCGAGCAGAUUGCCGCUGCCACCAGCCCCGCCGCCCCCGUCAAUCAACAGUACCAUCACCCGGUGUCCAGGAGUUGUUCGGUAGUUUCGUCGGACGCCGCUUCGCAGACCGACCUCAAGUCCGGCGCGGGCACCCCGUCGGUGGUCAGGCGCAAGUUGCCCGAAGAGAUCGAAUGCGAAGAACUGUCGCGCGAUCUCAUCAGUCACCUGUCGCCGUCCGACAAACUUCACAACAUACUAGCUCCGGGACCAGACGUUAAGCGGUCUACUGACUACGUAUCACCAUUGUUCCGUAUGGAUCUGGUACCCCGUUCUAGAACUUCUGUAGCCGAAAAAUGUAUUGACUGUAUCAGCAACGAUACAGACAAUAUUAAUGACGCUAUUUGUAAUCCGAACAAUGGCCUAUCGCCCAAUUCUUCCUAUUACACUAUAUCUGAACCAAAGGCAAAGCUUCUGAAUCUACAGUACAGCCGGCAUAGACAAUUGUCUGGGAUUGCUCUGCCUGAAUGCAAUGGAAUUGGAAACUUGCAAAAGAAAAAGGCGGAUCUUGUAUCCAGAUUGGAUAGAAAGCUAAAGGUUCUCCGUGAUGAACAAAUCGCGCUGGCCGAAGAGGCAUCUGUAAAUGAAACUUUAGGUGUGUCGGUUGCCGAUCGAGUAAAGGCAGUAGCCAAAUCUCAAGAAGCCAACAAAUUUAAAACGCAUGUACAAGAAGUGGGUCAUAUUACCAGCUUGUUGUUAAGCCUUAGUGGACGGUUGGCAAGAGCGGAAAACGCUCUACUUGACUUAAAUAUCGAUCAUCUGGAGAAGAAGGCGCUGGAGGAGAAAAAGUCCAAACUCACAUGUCAACUAGAAGAGGCCAAAGAGUUGAAAGAAAACAUCGAUCGACGCGGUGACUUUGUAUCGACCAUACUAUGCCGUUACUUAACGCCUGACGAGUACUCGGACUAUGAUCAUUUCAUAGCGAUGAAAGCCAAGCUACUGAUCGAUGCUCGGGAAAUAGCAGACAAAAUACAACUGGGCGAGGAGCAACUGCGUGCACUCAAAGAAACCCUUGAAGACUAAAUAUAUAUGUACAAAACAAUAUGCCAAAAGGAUAAAAAAAAAAAUGAAUGUGCACUUGUGUGUAUGUGCGUAUAUUUAAAAGUUAAAAAAAAAAUAAUUUGACUGAAACAAAAGCAAUUUUAUAGUUUUAACUUAGAUCUCUAAUCAGAAUGCUUUGUCUCCCUCCUUCUUGUGGCUGACACUUCAGCUGGAUAUAUGUUGUAUACUUAUUUGCUUUCGAACAACACGUGUUAUUCCUGUAAAUAUUUCUCAAAUUACAAAUUAUAUUUAUCCAAAUAAUGACGCAUA